AAAAGAAAUCCCUCUUUCUCUUUAGCUAAAGUCAUGACCUCCAGUCGCCUGUACAGCAAGGGCCGUGUUUUGGGCUACGAGCGCGCCAAGCGUAACCAGAACGAGAACACCUCUUUGAUUCAAGUUGAGGGUGUUCAAACCCCCAAGGAUGCUCAAUUCUACUUGGGUAAGCGUAUCGCUUACGUCUACCGUGCCAAGCGUGAGGUCAACGGCAGCAAGAUCCGUGUCAUCUGGGGCCGUGUUACCCGCACCCACGGUGGCAAUGGUGUCGUCAAGGCUAAGUUCCGCUCCAACCUUCCCCCUAAGACCUUUGGUGCCUCUGUCCGUGUUAUGCUGUACCCCUCCAACAUCUAAACCUGUUGACUUGUUGUGAACUUUUCCAAAAUAAAAAUCAUGGAAUCCAUCAUGACGGUGCGAUUUAC
This is a messenger RNA of Umbelopsis ramanniana AG, 422 nucleotides long. RefSeq lists its product as uncharacterized. Lineage: Eukaryota; Fungi; Mucoromycota; Umbelopsidomycetes; Umbelopsidales; Umbelopsidaceae. Gene Ontology annotation, molecular function: structural constituent of ribosome. The record is from RefSeq and is a predicted model, not a curated record. Gene Ontology annotation, biological process: ribosomal large subunit biogenesis; cytoplasmic translation. The transcript is spliced from 3 exons. Gene Ontology annotation, cellular component: ribosome; cytosolic large ribosomal subunit. The coding region runs from base 34 to 354 and encodes 106 amino acids.